AUGGAGAAGUGUAUGCUGAAUAAAAAAGAACUGUUAGAAUAAAUAUCGGAGAGCUAUUUGGCAAAAUUUUAGUAUUGUAUUGCGAGUUAUGGAGUUGUAUUGUUUUAUGAUUUAUAGGUUGUAAACAGAAAAGCUGAACCGAGGGAAGCUCUAAAAGAAUUUGGAGAAAUAUAAAAAUAAGGAAAGGCGAGCUUUUGUGAUAUGGCUAAAGUAAAAGGGGGAAGUGUUGUGUCCCGUCGCUGCCCGCAACAAUCACUAGUAGGUUCUUCUGGCAUUUCCAAGUCAAAAGAGGGUAAAUCCAAGAAGAAUCUUUUUAAGGCCAAGAAGGACACGGAUCCCCCAAACGUCCCUCCAGUGGAAUAUUGGUGUAGGGCACCUUUCUUUGGUGCCAUGGAUUUGUUUUGGGCGAGGGUGGAUUUAUUUGAUGACAAUGGCGGUGUCCCGACUGAUUCGACUGAUUUCCUUCUGGGUGGGGUUGAGCCAGAAAAAGGGGUUGAAGCUUUUGUUCCUCCAGAGUCUAUCGUACGUUUUCAUGUGGAGAGGGGCACUUAUCCGUAUUCUUUUCCUGCUUUUGAGGAUUAUACGGGGCCUAAAGAUGACUCUGAUGUCUGGAGCGCAGCUAUCUUUCGUCAUCCCUCAUAUUGUAAGGUGCUUGCUGGAGCUAAGAUUGCUACUGCUAUUUCUCAGUGUAUGCGAAUUAGACGGGAGCCAUCUUGGCUGGAGUUCGCAUUGUCACGUUGGAGUUCAAGUUCUCAUACUUUUAUUGCACAGUGGGGCGAGACGACCCCUACUCUAGAGGAUGUAGUUGUUUUGACGGGGUUAGAGCAUCUUGGAUCAGCGAACCCUAGCGUAGGAAGUUUGUCCCUUAGCCAGAUGGCUAUUGUUGGGAGAUUGGAGGAGGCCGUGGCACCGGCAGGAAAGUUAUUAAGUCGUUAUCAAAAUAAAGUGUUAGUAACAUCUCGAUCACGAAAAUGCCCAAAAAACACUUUCGGGGGAUGGCUUCGGUACUGGUUUCGAGAUCUUAGCCAUCAGGUGCAAGGAAAUGCGGAGGAUGGAUUCAUAGGUCCAGGGAUAGAAGGGGACAGGUGGGGGAGUAUUGAGCAUUUGGCUGCUUUCAUUACAUAUUGGUUGUCGCGGUAUGUCUUGAUGGGUAGACCCCAAGACGGUAUUUGCCAUGAGCUCUUUCCUCUUGCUACCAUUCUUGCUUCCGGCCGUCCGAUUCCGUUGGCUCCUUUAUUUCUGGGGGGGCCUGUAUAGGAGGUUAGAUAUGUAUCAGGAGGGUGUUGAUCGUUCCAAAGGACGAUACGAUGUUACCAGCUUCCUUCCUACUACCUUUCUGCAGUUGUUUUUGUAUGAGAGAUUUCCUAGCUUGGCCCCUAUGCCAAAGGUGUUUUCCAUUGAAGAAAGUGAGCCGCGUUCUGCUAGGUGGGCUGAGGGAUGUGUACAGGGGAGUUUGGCUAGCAUUUUUGAUUUUGAGGACAAGUUUGUUGCUCGUCCUUAUGUUAUGCCAGUUUGUAGAGUAUCUUCCACCGUUGUCUACCGCCUAGAUGAUUGCGAGCUUGUUCUCGAGCCGGGUGUGUCUUAUUUGGGGGAUGCGGAUUCAGCGAUGGUUCUUAGCACCGUUUCUGGAUAUUUACCUUAUUUUCUGGAUGGCACAUACGGUGUGGUGGCCUAUCAUCCUUUGAGGGUUGCUCGAUAGUUUGGUUUGGACCAAGGGGUUCCUGAACAUCUUCCUUCUCCUGCGCCUUCGGCCGCCGACUGUAUGCAAUUAUAUGUAUACUCUUUUCUUUCAGAAGAAUUAAGGCGUCGGGGGCGAGUUGUGCUAGCAAGUAAGGGUAGAAUUGGCGGAACCACCCCUAGUUGGAAGAAGUAUUGGAGAUGCAAUCUUACAUUAUUUCGGGCUUUUUUGAGUAGUGAUCUUGAUCCUGUCCAUGUUGAGCUCAUUCCGUCUGAUGACCCUGAGUUAUGUAUGGCUCGCGGAGAUCGGGCCUUGUCAGCUGCAGAUAGGGGGGAACUCAGCCCAUUGGCUCGUUUAUCUAAGGUGACUAUUGCUUUGGAACAA
Molecule: messenger RNA, 2062 nt
Organism: Camellia sinensis
Lineage: Eukaryota; Viridiplantae; Streptophyta; Magnoliopsida; Ericales; Theaceae
Source: RefSeq, a predicted model, not a curated record